AUGGCCAUGAAAAAACAAACAGCCAAAGUGUCUCCCUCGCCCAUCACUGGUCCUAAUGUCUUUCUGCUGCCCACUCCACAGGAGCAUGCUGAAAGACAGAGGGGACCCCAGCCUGCGGCUGAAGAUGGGCAGGAUGGAUGGCAGGGUGGGGGGAAGGGUGGAGACCAGGCAGAAGAGUGUGUGGAGAAGAGAGAGGACAGUAAGAGCCGCUGUGCCCGCUGCCCGCUGAGAGCCAUGUGUCGAGCUGUGUGGGGGCUGGUCCUUGGGUGCUGUGUGGCCCUGGCGUGGGCAGUGGGCACACACAGUGCCAAGCAGUCUCUGGAGCAGCUCCAUGCCCCCUUCUUCACUAUUUGGUUCUGCAGUACAUGGAACCUCCUCCUCUUCCCCCUCUACUACCUGGGACACCUGCUAGGGGCAAAGCAGAGACAGUGGCCCACAGCCUGCUUCAGGCAGUGCAGUGGCUUCCUGGUGGAGGAGGACAUGACAGUGAGAGUGCUCCUGAAGGGUGCAGCACCGUUCUCCGUGCUGUGGAGUCUCUCAGGCUACCUGUACCUGCUGGCUCUUUGUCGCAUCUCAGCGGGAGACGCUAGCGCCAUUCUCUGCUGUAGCCAGGGCUUCAUCUUCCUCCUGUCCUGGAUCGGACUCAAUGACCGGUUCAUGGGUGUACGGAUAGUGGCUGUAAUUCUCUCCAUCACAGGAAUCGUCAUGAUGGCGUAUGCUGAUGGUUUCCAUAGCGACUCAAUCACAGGGGUGGCCCUGGCAGUAGGCUCAGCUUCAACCACUGCCCUGUACAAGGUGUUGUUUAGAAAGCGAGUGGGAGAGGUGCAGCCGGGUACGGCCAGUGUUCUGCUGUCCUGUGUGGGGCUAUGCUGCUGUGUCCUCCACUCCUGGGUGUGUGUGAUACUCUACCUCACACAUGUGGAGUACUGGCCUCCAAUCCAGUACAUCCCCUGGGACGCAUUGUGCGUGAUGGCCUCCCUGCUCCUCGCUUUCAAUGUCUUGGUGAAUCUAGGAAGUGUGCUUGCCUACCCCUCCCUUAUUUCUCUUGGAAUGUUACUGAGCAUCCCAGCUAAUUCAGCAGUGGAUUUCUAUGUUGCUGCAGCCCCCCAGCUCAGCCAGGUCAGAGUGGCUGCAGCAGCUAUCAUCGGGGUGGGCUACCUCUUACUGCUGCUCCCUGGAGACUGGGAUGACAGUGUUGUCCACUGGAUAGAGGGUCUGUGGCAAGGAGGAUGGAAAGAGGACAGUGUGGUUGGAGAAGAUGGAGGAGCUGAUGGAGGAGAAAUUGCAAAGCCCAAGCCCAAACCAGCAGGCAUUGCUGCCCUAACAUGAUGCUCUUUGAUUUUACACGACAGAACUUGGUGUCAAAAGUCUCUCAACCAAAACCAGGGAUGCAACUUUGGUGUUAGAAGUGGGGGGGAAUAACUUGGUGGGGGGUAUGGGGGUCCUCCCAUUUUGGGAGGCAUAUAAAGCUAAUUUCCUGCAUUUCUGCACAAUCUUAUAUGACCCAUUACCCUUUCUAGCCAUCUCUAUUUUGAACAACAUAAAGAAAGCAAAAAUGACCAGUCAUCAAGCUAGGUAAGAGAUCCUUAUUAAAUGUUUAAGUGAUUGAUAAGACUGAACUAGAUCAAUGGUAAUUCAAUAAUCAAUAUUGUGCUGCACCUUGAACCAACAGCCUAAAAAAACGAACAACUCUUACAUAUAAAGUACAAAGACUGUUGAUUGUCUUUAUUACAUUUCCUGCACGCCCAACCCCCAUCAGUCUAGUCAAUAACUCAACUCUCUCCCCAUCUUUUUUUAUGUCUCAAGGAAAGGUUUGAAAACAAAAGUGUUGUAAAAACACACAUACACAUUAACACACAGAAGCAGUACACCCUAAAUAAAAUCAUUAAUAUCAUAUGUGUAAUAGUACUGUAGCUCUUUUUAUCUACACACAAUAUAGCUGGGUCACCCCAUCCUGCCCCUAGGGGUCCACGGCCCUGCAGCCCCAACCCAACACACCCCGCUCAGCUUUAAGAUUUUAGUGAAACAUUCAUUAUUGGUUUAACAGGUGUGUUAGGCCAAGGUCAGAGUGACAACCAACAGUACGGCAGACCCCCAAAGCCAGGACUGAGGAAUGAGCAGCCCAGCAGUUAGGGAUUUCCUAAAUAGUUAUCUCCCCUGACAUGGGCAUGUUUUCAAUAAAGACACCCUUUGUCAUACUGUAUUCCAUAUAAGGUAUCCAUACUUUAUGAAAGUUGCACAGUAUACCCUUAGUCUAGUAAUAAAUACUAGUGUAUCUAGUGAUACAUAACUUGACAUUUCUUCCAUCCAUUGUGGGAGGAUAACCAACCUUCCAAUUAAUGGCAAUGCAU
Oncorhynchus tshawytscha (Chinook salmon) is the source of this 2351-nucleotide messenger RNA. Its product is annotated as putative thiamine transporter SLC35F3. The transcript is spliced from 7 exons. The record is from RefSeq and is a predicted model, not a curated record. Lineage: Eukaryota; Metazoa; Chordata; Actinopteri; Salmoniformes; Salmonidae. Bases 1 to 1329 code for a protein of 442 amino acids.